Messenger RNA from Lasiodiplodia theobromae, 771 nucleotides. RefSeq names its product Nad dependent epimerase. The transcript is spliced from 4 exons. The coding region runs from base 1 to 771 and encodes 256 amino acids. NCBI's taxonomy places the organism in Eukaryota, Fungi, Ascomycota, Dothideomycetes, Botryosphaeriales, Botryosphaeriaceae. The record is from RefSeq and is a predicted model, not a curated record.
AUGUCUCGGCUCAUCGACAGAGAAAACGGCGUGCGUACCAGACCGAUGCAGGUCAUAUGCCUUGGCCUCUGCAGGACUGGUACACUCGGCUUGUACUGGACCCUGAAUGAGCUGGGCUAUCGAACAUACCAUACAGCAGAGGCCCUGAUGGACGGCAGUCGGGGCAUUAAACUCAUGGAAGAAUCGUACAAUGCAAAGUACAUCGAGGGUAGGCCUUACGGUCGGAAGGAGUUCGACAAGUGGUAUGGCGAGUACGAUGCCAUUUCCGAUAUUCCCGCGUCUUUCUUCCCCGAAGAGAUGUACGCCGCGUAUCCUGACGCCAAGUUCAUCCUGACCGACCGCGACCCCGACGCGUGGGUCAGAUCGAUGCACAACACUGCCUUCGUAGGCGGCAAGUCGAUGAUGCUUCGAAUCCUCAGCUGGCUCGACUGGGAACUCAUAGCGCCUUUCUACAGGCUUUCCUGGAAGGUAACCUACCAAUGGUGUGGACAGCCGGACGACACCAAGACCAGGGCCCUUUACGUUGAACAUGUCAACCUUGUGAAGAAGAUUAUCCCCCCAGAGCAGUUACUAUACCUGAGGCUGGAGGAGGGGAUUACCUGGGAGAAGAUAUGUCCGUUCUUGGGGAAGCCGAUUCCAGACAAGCCAAUCCCGAGCGGAAAAAAGAAUGCCCCAGACUUCUUCCAUAAGCGAUCGCGGGAGGCGUGUGGUAUCUUCGCCGCCAGCCUGGAGCGCUACGGUUACCAUGGUAGUCAGUCUCAACGGUCUUAG